UCAUCAUCAUCAUCAUCAUCAUGCAAAGCAUCAUCACUAUCCAAAGCAUAUUCAUGAUGUGUUUAUUACAAUUAUACUUGAUUACAUCAACUCCAUUUCAAUGGUAUAAACAAUAUACAAUACAUAGUUGUAUAUAUAUAUUUAUAGCUACUUAUACUUUGACAUCAUUUCAUAUCUAUUGGAUGGUAUAUUUCAUUGAUUCAAAUAUAAUAAUCGAGAAUCCGGAAUUAAAUAAAUUACCAUUAUAUUAUUUGCAUUUUAUUAAUUCCAUGGGCGUAAUCGUGAUUAUUACUGAUGCAUUACUAUGGAAACCAAAACGAAUUCCGUUUUUAGUUUCAUACAUUCCUUGUUGUAUGUUUAUUAGUAUAUACAUUGCAUACUUAGAGAUAACAAAUUCAUUAAAUGAUUAUAUAGAAUUACCAGAUUCUGAUAUACUAUCAAUUCUAUAUCGUUUUCUAUACUAUUUAUUACUAUGGUUAAUAAUUACCAUAUUCAAUACAUUCAGUUAUGUAUCAAUUCGUUUACUUCAUUUAAAGAAAAAACAGCAAAUGAACUAUUAACAACUUCAUCAUAGUUACUAUGAAAAACAAAAAGACAAAAAAAAGAAAAGAAAGAAAAGAGGGAAAAGAAGAAGAAGAAGAAGAGAUUGUACAAUAAGUUGUAUGAUGAUGAUUUCUCUUAAGUUAAUUAUAGACUUAAUCAAUAUUUAUUAUUGUUUUUAUUUAAUUAUUUGAAUACAUAAACAUUGGUACAAUAGGGUUAUAGUUCUGUUGGCCAGACACUAUUAACAACAACCUACUGUAGAAAAGAACAAACCGGAUCCUAGCGGAGGAAGAAAUUAGGAAGAAGCGCUCGAAGUGGAUAGGACACACAUUGAGGAAAGCACACAACUGCGUCACAAGACAUGUCCUCACAUGGAAUCCUGAAGGUCAAAGGAAAAGAGGAAGACCAAAGAACACAUUAGGCCGGGAAAUGGAGAUAGACAUGAGAAAAACGAACAAGAAUUGGAUGGAAUUAGAAAAGAAGGCCCAUGACAGAGUGGGUUGGAGAAUGCUGGUC
Messenger RNA from Schistosoma mattheei, 1059 nucleotides. The record is from the annotation of a GenBank genome assembly. NCBI's taxonomy places the organism in Eukaryota, Metazoa, Platyhelminthes, Trematoda, Strigeidida, Schistosomatidae.